This is a messenger RNA of Drosophila novamexicana, 1630 nucleotides long. RefSeq names its product ras-related protein Rac2 (gene Rac2). Gene Ontology annotation, molecular function: GTPase activity; protein kinase binding; GTP binding. NCBI's taxonomy places the organism in Eukaryota, Metazoa, Arthropoda, Insecta, Diptera, Drosophilidae. Gene Ontology annotation, cellular component: plasma membrane; cell cortex; cytoskeleton. The transcript has a single exon. The record is from RefSeq and is a predicted model, not a curated record. The coding region runs from base 360 to 938 and encodes 192 amino acids. Gene Ontology annotation, biological process: actin filament organization; establishment or maintenance of cell polarity; small GTPase-mediated signal transduction.
GUUUGGGUGUGUUUUUAUUUUGCUGCUCGUGCAAAAUUUCUCCAUGCGGGCCACAAGUUAAUUGCAAACAAGUGAACAAAAAGGGCAGGCAAAAACGUAAUCGUAAUCGAAUGCAAAGAUUAACUGCACAUGCAAAACUACAACUGUGUGUGCGUAUUUGUGUAACUGUGUGUAUCUGUGUGAGUGCGUGAGCAAAAAAAAAAAAACGCAGAUACGAGUUGUAUAAUCGCCAAAACUUGUUGAAUUCGCUGCCUCCCUCGCACUUCUGUGUGUGAGUGUAAAUUAAUAAGCUACCUACAAAAGAUACACAAAGAAACUAAAGCAACAACAACAACAACAGCAACUACUGAGACGACGUCAUGCAGGCAAUCAAAUGUGUUGUUGUUGGCGACGGCGCCGUGGGCAAGACGUGCCUGCUGAUCAGCUAUACGACGAAUGCCUUCCCCGGCGAAUAUAUACCAACUGUAUUCGAUAACUAUUCGGCGAAUGUGAUGGUCGAUGCGAAACCGAUUAAUCUCGGCCUGUGGGAUACGGCCGGGCAGGAGGAUUAUGAUAGGCUGCGACCGCUCUCGUAUCCGCAGACGGACGUAUUUCUCAUUUGCUUCUCGCUGGUGAAUCCCGCCUCCUUUGAGAAUGUGCGCGCCAAAUGGUUUCCCGAGGUGCGUCAUCAUUGCAACAAUGUGCCCAUCAUUCUGGUGGGUACAAAGCUCGAUUUGCGCGACGAUAAACAGACCAUUGAGAAGCUGAAGGACAAGAAGCUCACGCCCAUUACCUAUCCCCAGGGCUUGGCCAUGGCCAAGGAAAUCGCCGCUGUCAAAUAUUUGGAGUGCUCGGCGCUGACGCAGAAGGGUCUGAAAACGGUCUUUGAUGAGGCCAUCCGCUCGGUGCUCUGCCCGCCCAUACGUAACACACGCAAACGCAAAUGCAUACUGCUCUAGAUGAGUGCGAGGGAGGGGGCGCAGCAGCAAAGUGCACUAAAUAGUUUGUCGCUGCGCGAGCGAGAAGGAGAGUGAGAGAAGGGAGCGAAAAAGCUUGCGAAAAAUCAUUCGCUUUAGUUACAGUUACAAUUACAGCUACAUACAUGUGUGUGCGUGCGUGCGUGCGUGCGAGAGAGUGGGUGAGCAUAGCCACGCACAAGAACAAAGUAUUCUUUUUGUUUUUGUUUGUCUAGUAACAUGUGUGUGUGUGUGUGUGUGUAGGGGGGCAACGCAUUAAAUUAGAGGGGGGCCAGAGUUGACAGGCAUUAGCAACAUAUGCAUAUAAACAUGUGUAUAUGCAUAUAUACAGCAACAAUUGUAUGACAAAUGCGUUGAAAAAUUCGUUUGAAAUGAUAUACAAAUAAAUUGCUAUAAUUAAUUGUAAAUAAAUCUUGAUGAUUUGAAACUUGGCGCAAAGCAAUACGCAACGAUAACGGCUUAUCAAACCGAACAAAUUUGUUGCACAUGCCUAUAAAUACACACAUGAGAAAAUAAAAAUAAAAAAAAAACAUGCCUCUUUUCAAGCAAAUUGAUUAAUUUUCAUGAAAUUUAAACAUAAACUUAUUAAUUCACGCCGUUGUGCUUCCAAAUGUGCAAAGUGCAAUAAAGCAAAAGCAAAAGCAAUAAUAAUAAUAUUAAUAAUAAUGAUAAUA